AUGAGCCAAGCCGUGUGCUUAGAUUGUAGCCGAGCCGUUACCGUACACACGUGGACCCCACUGCUGCCAUCCAAGUCGUUUCAGCUGGCUCCGAGCCGUUUCGCCUCAUUGUUUGUGCCAUCUCAACUGCUCCGAGCCGUUUCAGCUGGCUCCGAGCCGAUUCAUCUAAAGUUAUCAAAACAUUUAGCUUUUGUAGAAAGAACUUACCAACUUAAAAUUAUGAAGAUUCGUUUGGUUGUAUACAGCGGCGGAAAGUUGGAGUAUGUUGCUGAUGCUGAUUCAAGUAGACGUGGUUUAGAAAUUGAACCCAACCUUUCAUACACUGCUCUUCUAAGUAAAGUGUCAAACAUGUGUAGUUCUACAAACAUUACGAAGUUAUCGUAUCGGUUGUCUUCCUUUAGUGAUCCAAUCGAUAUAAUAAACGAUGAAGAUCUUGCAAUGUUUUAUAAUUUUGCUAUGGAAAAUAUUUUUGAAAUUUAUAAAUUAUAUGUCGUUGAAGGGUUUUGUGCUGGGUUAUCUAGUUUUUCACAUCCAAAAAAAUUUAAAGUUCCUGAUUUGAAUUUCUGUACUGAUGAAGAAAAUUAUGAUGUUUUAAACGACUACCAGCCAAAUCCUGAUAAUUCAUUUGAAAAUUGUUUGCAAUCUUCAUCAAUUACUUUUGAACCAGGGCACGUAUUUAAUAACAAAGAAGACAUGAAACUUGAGUUGGGAAAAAAAUGUUCGUUAAAACACUUUGAGUUUAAAGUAGACAGAUCUUCUAAAACUCGGUACGAAGUGUCAUGUUUGGUGGACGGUUGCGUUUGGCGUUUUCGUGCAUACAGUUUUGGGGAUAGUGGGGUGUUUUUUGUUAAGAGUUUUAACGAUAAACACACGUGCUCGAAGACGCUAACGUACCCACAUCUUCGUCAGGCAAACCCAAAGGUUGUUGCUCACUAUUUAAAAGAACCUUUAAAACACAGUGGUAGAAUAUAUCGUUGUAAUGAAAUAGUGAAAGAUUUUAGACAAAGAUUCCAAGUUGAGAUAACCACUAGUCAAGCUUGGCGUGGAAAAAGUCUGCCACUAGAGCUUUUACAAGGAACAAGCAGAGAUUCAUUUGCAGAACUACCAUUUUACUGA
Messenger RNA from Helianthus annuus (common sunflower), 1116 nucleotides. RefSeq lists its product as uncharacterized. The coding region runs from base 1 to 1116 and encodes 371 amino acids. Lineage: Eukaryota; Viridiplantae; Streptophyta; Magnoliopsida; Asterales; Asteraceae. The transcript is spliced from 2 exons. Gene Ontology annotation, molecular function: protein binding. The record is from RefSeq and is a predicted model, not a curated record.